GCAACCCUGUUUCCAUACCCUGCGGAUUGCGGGCGGAGACGUGAGGAGGGAGUGGAAGCAAACACGCUGUAGUGCUUUUAUUUUUAAUCGGCUUGCUUCUGUUCGGAUCCGUGUUAAUGCCGCGGUACCGGAGAAGCCGCUGGCGCUGCCAGGAGAGCCGUCCGGACUGAAACACGGUCCGGUUUUGUCACACACGUUUAACGUUAUUUUUGAUGGCGCAGAUAAAGAGGAUGUGGGAAACACCGCCGAGGCUCUUAGGCGCGACUGAGCGCUUUUUGUCCCCAAACCUUACAGCUGUGUUUGUGAACAUGUGGAGUGCUGGACAGAGAAGGACGGACAAAAGGGCCGCCAUGCUGCAGGGGGACAUUUGUAACGAGAUUUGAAGGCGACGCGAUGGCUGAGAAUGAGACGAAUCUGAGGACGGCCAGGAUUUGGCGAGACGCAGCUUUACGCUCCAGGAAACUGAGGACCAACCUGCGCCAGCUCACUCUUAGCACCACCAACAACCAGAAAAUCACCUUACCCGACGACAUCAAGGAGAUAGAAGUCCUCAACCUGGGCAAUAAUUCCCUUCAAGAGCUUCCUGAGGGUUUGGGCUCCACUCUCACCAAGCUUCGCAUCCUGAUCCUCCGCAGGAACAAGUUCACCUCUGUGCCAUCUCCAAUAUUCCAGCUGUGUCACUUGGCUGAGCUGGAUCUUAGUCACAACUGCUUGAGCCAUUUAUCGGAGGACAUUGAGCAUUUGAAGGGGCUGAAAAAGCUCUGCGUGAGCCACAACAAGAUCCAGUACCUGCCUUCACAAAUCGGGACAUUGCAGGCGUUGGAGGAGUUUGAUGUGAGCUUCAACGAGCUCCAUGAUUUCCCUAGGUCCUUCACGCAGCUCAAGAAGCUCAGGACACUCGACGUGGACCAUAACAAACUCCAAAAUUUCCCACCGGAGCUUCUUGCCCUCAGCGAUUUGGAGGAACUUGAUUGUUCAGGGAAUAAACUAGAGGGCCUGCCAGGCAAUAUCACAAUGCUGCAGUCACUCAAAAUUGUGUGGCUCAGCAGCACCCAUAUCUCAUUUUUACCUGAGACUUUCUGUGAUCUGCAAAACCUGGAGAGCUUGAUGCUCGAUAAUAAUUCUCUUGCAGUGCUGCCGUGGUCGUUUGGAAAGAUGCAGACGCUCAAAAUGCUCAAUCUUUCAUCCAACUCCUUUGAAGAUUUUCCUCAGGUUAUUCUUACAAUUACUAGUUUGGAGGAACUGUAUUUGAGCAGAAAUAAGUUGUCUUUCCUCCCAGACGAACUGGGCCAGCUGUCUAAUCUCGCCAAUUUGUGGUUGGACAAUAAUAGAAUAACGUUUCUACCAGCCUCCAUAGUGGAGCUGGAGAAACUGGAGGAGCUGGUUUUACAGGGUAACCAAAUUGCCAUCCUGCCAGACAAUUUUGGAAAGCUCUCCAAAGUUAACAUUUGGAAAGUUAAGGACAAUCCUCUCAUACAACCUCCGUAUGAGGUGUGCAUGAAGGGCAUCCCGUAUAUAGCUGCCUAUCAGAAGGAGCUUGCCCAUGCCCAGACUGCUGUGAAACCAAGACUUAAACUUGUUUUGAUGGGGCAGACAAAUGCAGGGAAAACUAAGCUCAGGCAGUGUAUAGUAAGCAAACCGUUGGAUGCUAAGACAAUAACUGGCGGCAGAGGGAUCGAUGUGACUAACUGGGUAGCAGAUGCCCAUCGCAGUCUUACAUUUAUUGUGUAUGAUUUAUCAGGGAAGCAGAAUUACGAACUCAUUAAACCAUUUUUUCUCUCGCCAGGCGCUCUGUACAUAGUGGUAGUGAAUUUGAAGUUGUACACAUGUAAGACUUUUUACUCCAGCGUAGGCUAUUUCCUUCACCUGCUUAGUGCCAAGGUUCCCCAUGCAGUGGUGUGCGUUGUGGGAACACACAUUGACCUCUGUACUGAGACAGAAUUGGAGGAAAAGUGCUUGGAUAUCCACAGACAGAUCUCUCUGCAGGAAAAAAGAGACACAGAGAGUCUGCGGACACUCGCCAAGCAGGUGGACGAAGCCUUGGAACAGGACUAUGAUGUCAGGGCAUCAAGCCCUCAUGUACUGUUUUAUGGAGUCUCAGACAGAAACCUGAGACGUAAAAAAGCCCAGUUGCAGUACAUGCUGAACAAUCGACUACAGAUCCUGUCCCCGGUCUUUUGUGUCAGUUGCGUGGAAAUGCGAAAUAUUCAGCGAUUAAAGGAGAAACUCAUGUCAGUUGCAGAUCAUCGUGAUAUUUUUCCUAACCUUCACAGAGUACUGCCGAAGUCAUGGCAGAUGCUGGAGGAGCUCCAUUUCAAGCCGCAGGAUCUGUGGCUGUCGUGGUGGGACUCAGCUCGCCUGGGCCUGCAAGCAGGAUUGACGGAAGACCGUCUGCAAAGUGCACUGUCCUACCUACAUGAGAGUGGCAAACUGCUGUACUUUGAGGACAGUGUGACACUUAAAGAAUUUGUCUUCCACAAUCUGCCACGGUUCAUUGCUGUCUUGAACGUCUUCUUUCAGAAGGACAUUACUGCCAUGCUAGAAAAAUUAAAUGCUGAAAGCGACUCGGAAGAGAAUUCACAAUUCACUUCUUCACAAAUUCAGCACCAUGUGGAAAGCUUUCUGCUGCAAGGCCUUCUGCCCUCCAACGUCAUCCGGCAGCUCCUCAAACCCCUUGUGCAGACGCAGCAGGACUUGCACCUUAUCAUGGAGCUGCUUGAAAAGAUGGGAGUUUGCUACUGUGUUAACAAACCUCGCAGCAAACCACUCAACGGGGCACCUGUGGUGUACAAGUUCCCCAGUCUGGUCAGCAGUGAGGAGCCUAACACUGAACCCUGGCAGAAUGGUGGCUCAUCAGUUCCUGGUCAGUUCUUCUCGGUGGAGCAGCUGCAGAUUGAGUAUACUUUUCCUUUUCUCAUCCCUCCUGGACUUUUUGCACGGUUCAGCGUGCAAAUCAACAGCCAUGUUGUGCAACGCACCGACGGAAAGGAUUACAUCUUUGCCUACCGGGGUAAAGUGCCGGUGAUGGUGAAGUACCGGCCUUCUCGAAACAGACUGCACCCGGAUACCCUUGCCAUUUCUAGUCAUGCAUCUUUACCAAAUAUCUGGACAGCUUGGCAAGCAAUUACUCCACUGGUAGAGGAGCUGAACGUUCUUCUGCUGGAAUGGCCUAGUCUCCAUUAUUCUGUACAUAUCCUGUGUUCCAAGUGCCUGAAGCGAGGGUCACCCAACCCACAUUCUUUUCCAGGAGAGUUGCUGAGCCAGCCUCGACCCGAGGGCUUGACUGAAAUCAUCUGUCCUAAAAAUGGCUCUGAGCGCGUCAAUGUGGCCCUCGUCUACCCUCCCUCUCCCACUCUGGUCAGCCCCUGUCCCAAAUGACACAGCUGUCCCUUCCAGCAUAGCACAGUGACUGUAAACGCUCUCUCACACACCCUGCUGCACCUCGGUCUUCCCUGUAACACACACACAACAUUAGAUGGAGCUACAUCUGAGUGUGUGUGUAAGUGUCUGUGUUCUGCUUCCACUUCGCGUGUGCUCAGAAAACGACAGUGUAAUGUGAUGUGUGUUCCAGUGUGGAGAUGCGCGUUCAGCCAUGUGCACACAUGAAGACAUGAAGAUUCUCACACACUGAAGUUAAUGAGCUCGUGCUGCUGGUUGUAGAAGAAAGAACAGUAUUAGGAACUGCAGAGCUGACGUCUCAGACCCAGAACGUCAUGGGUGUCUCUGUGAGAAGCUUGUCAUCUAUCCAGUUACUGCUAAAAAGGGAAGAAGCAGAAGGAAACCAAGAAGAAAGGCUGGGUUCAUGUCAUAUUCUGGAUGAAGGAAGAAGUUCAUGCUCCUUGGAUGCUGAUUGGACUGAGUUGAUGAAGGGACGAUCUGUUAUCCAAAAAACCUUGUAGAAAAAGUGGCUACAGUGGCGGGGCUAGAGUUCUAGUAAACAUGUCUAUCAAAAGAGUUUCUGAUUCCUUUCUUACACUGCAUGCAGAAAUUACAGCUUAUUGACUGAAAUGUCUUGAAAUCAGUUUACAUACAGAAUCUGCUGUCUGUCUUAGUUUUGAUAGCCAGGCUUAACUGAAUCCAGGACUAAAGCAGGAAAUGAUACCAAACUUUGUUUUUAAUCUUUUUUUUUCCCCCCCAAAACCUGCAGAUUCUCUGUAGUACGUUUCUGGCUUUAAACAUUUACACACACACACGUGUAUCUUAAGCUGCUCGCCCACAAUCACUGACACUGAUAAUGAUUUGGAAUAGUACCGUAUUUCCUGGAAUAUAAUUUGCUCCAAAUGGAUGCCAGUCAAUUUUUUAUUUUUUUUGCUUUGGGACAUAAAAAAAAACAAUCAACAGCACUGCAAAUGUCUUAGGAGUUUUUGUCAUUUGCAUUAAAGUCGCUAGAAAAUUUUAGGUUUACAGAAAAAAUUAAGUACCUUAUAAAAUCAAGCACUUUUGAGCUCAAACUGGAUUUAUAUUGUAAGUGUACAGCAUACGAUUAAACUAAAAAGUAGAACAAAUCAGUAGAAGGAAUUGUCUGAGUAACCUACCAAACAUUAAACUUUUCUGUACCGUUCACUGCACUUCGUAGUAUUUUUUUAAUAUAUAUUACAAAUCAAAUCAUAAUCAUUGUAAGAAUCUUCAAACCUGUUCUGUACAUGUGCCUGAAAUUUUUCCACCAUACAUCAGUGAGACAUUUAAGUUGUUUUCACAUACCAUGUAUUUCAUUUUAUUGCGUAUUGUUUAAAUACGCAAAAGAAGUUCAUGCUCAAACACAUGGCUAAAUGUUCUCACAUAGCUUCCCACAGAAGUCCCAGCACCUGAAGGAAAGCGUUGUGUAGGUCAGAAAAUACGGUAACUUUUUCAAGAAAAAGUAAAAAUCAAAAACAUUUCUCAACUGUUGUUAAUCCUGUGUCACAUCCUCAGCUGCAUGUUUCCUCCUUUGCAUACACCCAACAAACCUGUAACUAAAAUGCGGUAAAAAUAAGCCAUGGACUGCUGACUGUAGCCUGAGCUGAAGGUUUAGGAAUAUCUUCACAGUAACACAUACGAGGCCAUGUGUUGUACAUAUCGUAACAGAUGGAGGGUGUAAAUUUGCUGACAUGAAGAAAAGCCUGUUUACACAAAUCCCAUUUUUAAUAUCACUUCGUUUGUUCUUCAGAAAAGGACAGCUCCUGUGAGACUGUAUAUGUUGUUUAUGAUAACCUUUUUUUGUACUUCAUAAUUUUAUUUUUGUAUCUUGUCAUAUGGUUUGCUGCACACUGUGCAUGGCUACUGUGUGCUCAGUGUAGACACAAACACAAUUUUCUUAUGAGUUAUGAGCACGUCAAUCUGUCUGAAGCACCAAAUACAAAUAUUUCUUUUCAUACGGCUUAUGAAACUUCUUUUUUUCUCCAUUUCUCAACCAUGUAUUCUUCAAAAGUACACUAUGCUUUACAAACUUUAGUUUACAGCUUUUUUUUCUGGAAAUGCUUUAUGUUGUAAAAACUGCCUCAGUGUUUUUACAUAAUUAAAAUCUGUCCAAAUUUACAGACAAAUCUGAUGUUUUCUGUAGUAAUUUAUGACAUUUCCUAUAAUAAAGGAUCCAGCUUUGUGU
Molecule: messenger RNA, 5581 nt
Organism: Tachysurus vachellii
Lineage: Eukaryota; Metazoa; Chordata; Actinopteri; Siluriformes; Bagridae
Gene: mfhas1
Product: multifunctional ROCO family signaling regulator 1
Exons: 3
Coding region: 394-3378 (994 amino acids)
Molecular function (GO): protein binding
Source: RefSeq, a predicted model, not a curated record